Menidia menidia (Atlantic silverside) is the source of this 3177-nucleotide messenger RNA. NCBI's taxonomy places the organism in Eukaryota, Metazoa, Chordata, Actinopteri, Atheriniformes, Atherinopsidae. The record is from the annotation of a GenBank genome assembly.
AUGCUUCUCAUCCUUUGUGGGAACCUGAAAGCAGAGAGGUGCCACAGCCCGCUGGUAUCCGGCCUGCAGCCCGCGUCCUUCCGGAGCUCCUCCCAGCUGUCGGACAGUCACGGCCCCGGCUUUGCCAAGCUCAACCGGAGAGAAGGAGCUGGAGGCUGGUCCCCCCAGAGCUCGGACAGAGAUCAGUGGCUGGAGGUGGACCUGGCCGGACGCACGCAGGUCACGGCCGUGGCCACGCAGGGCCGCUACGGCAGCUCCGACUGGCAGACGGCCUACCUGCUGAUGUUCAGCGACACGGGACACAACUGGAGACAGUACCGGCAGGAGGGCAGCAGAGGGGCCUUUCCAGGGAACAGCAACGCAGACAGCGUGGUCCAGCACAAGCUGCAGCACCCGGUGAUUGCUCGGUUCAUCCGUCUGAUUCCUCUGGACUGGAAUCGGAACGGGCGGAUUGGACUUCGGCUGGAGGCGUACGGGUGUCCAUAUGAUUCGGACCUGGUGAGCUUCGCUGGCCACAGCAGCCUCCUCUUCAGGUUGGGUCCCACGCUGAAGCAGAUGGAAACUGAAAGCUUUUAUCUCAAAUUCAAAACCAUGAAGAACUCUGGGGUCAUACUUCACAUGGAAGGACAGAACGAGCAAAGCCUCACUCUGGAGCUGGAGAAGGGAAAACUCGUCCUGCUCUUCAGAAAAGGCAGGCGGUUGUCUCCUGAGAGCCGGUUUGUGGUUUCGUCCGGGAGUCUUUUAGACGACCAGCACUGGCACCACGUUUCAGUGGAGCACCACAGCAACCACCUCAACCUCACGGUGGACAAAAACACAGCAUGGAUGCAGAUUCCGGCCAGUCUUUCCCUCUGGGUCAACAACCAGUUUUCUUUUGUCCAGAUGAGCGUGGGGGCGGGCCGGGACCUGGACUCGAACAGGAACUUCCAGGGCUGUCUGGAAAACCUUGUUUACAACGGCCUGAACCUGGUGCACCUCGCCAAACAGAGCGACCAUCGGGUUACUGCGAAGGGAAACGUGACGUUUGCGUGCUCUGAGCCCGUUUCCGUGGCGGCCACCUUCACCGGCCCUCACAGUUUCCUGCGUUUGCCCGGAGGCGGAGGUGCAUCGCCCCCGGGAAUGUCGGUGGCUCUUCAGUUUCGGACGUGGGACGAGGAGGGGCUGCUGCUGACCUUUGACCUGCCGAGGCAGGAGGGGGCCGUGUGGCUGUACCUGAGCAGGGCCCGGUUACACCUGCAGACCCACAGGCCCGGCAGGGCGCCCAGACACCUCCGAGCAGGCCAUCAAACUCUGAAGCGUUUGCUGGCUCCUUCAGGCUCAGCUCUGAAUGACGGUCAGUGGCACUCUGUGGACCUGACCUCAGCACCUGGACAUCUGACCAUCACUGUGGACGGAGUGGACCGGGAUACUCACGCUGGUCCUCAGACUCUCAUCACGACGGGAGGGCACCUUUUCUUUGGCGGUUGCCCAGCCGAAGGCAGCGGUCAGGGGUGCACGAACCCCUUCGGAGCGUUUCAGGGCUGCAUGCGCCUGCUGGCCGUCAACAAGCAGCCGGUGGACCUGAUCAGUGUGCAGCAGAGGCUCAUGGGAGAUUACAGUCACCUGCAAAUCGAUAUGUGCGGCAUCAUCGACAGGUGUUCUCCCAGCCACUGUGAACAUGGAGGCGGCUGCACGCAGUCCUGGAGCAGCUUCCACUGCAACUGCUCCGGCACCGGCUACAGCGGGGCCACCUGCCACAGCUCUGUGUACGAGCAAUCCUGCGAGGCGUACAAACACAGGGGCAACGCGUCAGGCUAUUAUUACAUUGAUGUGGACGGCAGCGGACCCAUCAAACCGCAGCUGAUAUACUGCGAUAUGACAGAGGACAAAACGUGGAUGGAGAUCCAGCACAACAACACAGAACUGACCAGAGUCCGUCCAUCAGCGGGAGGAAGUCAGCACCGGGCUCACUUUGAGUACGCGUCUGAUGACCAGCAGCUGGAGGCUGUCAUCCGGCGCUCAGAGGGCUGCCAGCAGGAGCUGGCCUACCACUGCAGGAGCUCACGCCUCCUCAACACACCCGCCUCCACCCAGGUGCUCUUCUCCUUCGAUGUGGGGAACGGCCCUCUGGUGGUCAGCGUGGAGGCCGGCUCCCCGCUGGACGACGGCCGGUGGCACCGGGUCCAGGCCGAGCGGAACGUGAAGCAGGCCUGGCUCCGCCUGGACCGGCUGCCCGCCGCCACAAAGGAGGCGCCCGCCGACGGCCACACGCACCUGCAGCUCAACAGCCAGCUCUUCAUCGGAGGCACCGCCUCCCGGCAGAGGGGCUUCCGGGGCUGCCUCCGCGGGCUGCAGCUGAACGGGGUGGGGCUGGACCUGGAGCAGCGGGCGCGGGUCACCCCGGGGGUGCGGGCCGGCUGCCCCGGCCACUGCAGCAGCUACGGGGGGCUGUGCCGCCACGGGGGCCGCUGCCUGGAGGGGCCCAAAAGCUUCUCCUGCGACUGCCGCGCCUCCGCCUACGCCGGGGCCUUCUGCCGCACAGAGGUCUCGGUGAGCUUCAAGCCAGAAACCACGAUCAGCUACACUUUCCUGGAGCAGACGGAAAACGAAGGGAACAGGAGUAGUAACGCCCCACCGGCCUCCACCUCCUCCGACACCACCCUGACAGCAGAAAACAUCUCCCUGAGCUUCCGAACGGGCCAGAGCCCCGCCCUGCUCCUCUAUGUGGGCUCCUCCCGCGAAGAGUACCUGGCCCUGCUUCUCAAUAAGCAAGAAAGGCUGGAGGUGCGGUACAGGCUGGACCCGGGAAAGCGUGGGGAGACUCUGAGGAGCAAAGUGAAGAACCUGGCUGACCGACGGCUUCACUCUGUGGCCGUCAGCCGCCUGGCGGACUCAGUCUCUCUGCAGAUUGACCAGAAUGAAGUGGAGGACUUCAACCUGACCGCUGAUGUUGAAUUCAAUGGCGUACGGUCACUGAUUCUUGGAAAAGUUCACAGUCAGUCGGGGUCAGUGGGAGCAGGUCAGCCCGUCGUGAACGCCAUCAGGAGGGACUCAGCUCUCAUAGGAGGCUUGAUAGCGGUGGCCAUCUUCAUCCUCGCGUCUGCGCUGGCCGUUUUAGCCCGAUUCCUCUACGGCAGGAAGGAAACGCGUGGUAAAAAAGCGGAAACCAGAAGACACCCAGAGCAGCUCUCAGAGUGA